This is a messenger RNA of Procambarus clarkii (red swamp crayfish), 1029 nucleotides long. The record is from RefSeq and is a predicted model, not a curated record. NCBI's taxonomy places the organism in Eukaryota, Metazoa, Arthropoda, Malacostraca, Decapoda, Cambaridae.
AUGGCCUACCAUGCCCUGCCGUGGCCUGCCAUGUCUUACUAUGCCCUGCCAUGCCCUGCCAUGCCCUGUCAUGCCCUGCCGUGGCCUGCCAUGCCCUGCCGUGGCCUGCCAUGCCCUGCCAUGCCCUGCAAUGCCUUGUCAUGCCCUGACAUGGCCUACCAUGCCCUGCCGUGGCCUGCCAUGUCUUACUAUGCCCUGCCAUGCCCUGCCAUGCCCUGCCAUGCCCUGCCGUGGCCUGCCAUGCCCUGCCAUGCCCUGCCAUGCCCUGUCAUGCCCUGCCGUGGCCUGCCAUGUCUUACUAUGCCCUGCCAUGCCCUGCCGUGGCCUGCCAUGUCUUACUAUGCCCUACCAUGCCCUACCAUGCCCUACCAUGCCCUGACAUGCCCUGCCAUGCCCUGCCAUGCCCUGCCAUGCUCUACCAUGCCCUACCAUGCCCUACCAUGCCCUACCAUGCCCUGCCAUGCCCUGCCAUGCCCUGCCGUGCCCUGCCAUGCCCUGCCAUGCCCUGCCAUGCCCUGCCGUGCCCUGCCAUGCCCUGUUAUGCCCUGUCGUGCCCUGCCAUGCCCUGCCAUGCCCUGCCAUGCCCUGCCGUGCCCUGCCAUGCCCUGCCAUGCUCUACCAUGCCCUACCAUGCCCUGCCAUGCCCUGCCAUGCCCUACCAUGCCCUGCCAUGCCCUGCCAUGCCCUGACAUGCCCUGCCAUGCCCUGCCAUGCCCUGCCAUGCCCUACCAUGCCCUGCCGUGCCCUGCCAUGCCCUGCCGUGCCCUGCAGUGCCCUGCCAUGCCCUGCCGUGCCCUGCCAUGCCCUGCCAUGCCCUGCCGUGGCCUGCCAUGCCCUGACAUGCCCUGCCAUGCCCUGCCAUGCCCUGCCAUGCCCUGCCGUGCCCUGCCGUGCCCUGCCAUGCCCUGCCAUGCCCUGCCAUGCCCUGCCAUGCCCUGCCCUGCCAUGCCCUGCCGUGCCCUGCCAUGCCCUGCCGUGCCCUGCCGUGCCCUGCCAUGGCCUGCCAUGCCCUGCCGUGGCCUGCCAUAG